GUGGUGCUCUAAUAAUUUGCUUAACGGUUCAUCUUGUUGGGAAACACGAAUAUACGCAUAUCUUUGUUCUUUCGUAUUCACGGAGCGACUCCGUUCGUGAGUUAUUUGAAGGAGUAAAAUGAUGCGUAACCUACUGGCUGGGCUUUCUUUUGCGGUGUUGGUCACGUCCGUCGUUCUUUAUGUGCUCGCAUGCAAUUUUGCCGAGAGCAACAAGGAGAGCACGCGUCGAAAAGUAGACGAUACCGGUGCGUCUAGUUCAUCCGCCGCUUCGGCGGGAAGUAACAGUUAUGAUGCGUUCUUGAGUUUCAGCAGCAAGGAUACUCACAAGACCUUUGCGGAUCACCUCUACAAGGGCCUCAUCAAUGCUGGAAUCUGCAUGUUCACAGACAACAAUGAGCUUGCCGAAGGUGAGAAGAUCGGCACCAACCUUCUCCAGGCCAUUAAAAAUAUGUUGGUUGCGUCGAUUCUUCUCUCUAUGCUCGCAUACUAUUUUGUCAAGAGCAACAGGAAGAGCACCCAUCAAAAAGCAGAUGAUACCGGUGCAUCUAGUUCGUGCGCUACUUUGACAAGUGAAAAUUAUGAUGUGUUCUUGAGUUUUAGAGGCGAGGAUACUCGCAAAACCUUCGUGGAUCACCUCUACAAUGGCCUCGUCGAUGUUGGAAUCCAUGUGUUUAGAGACGACAAUGACCUUCGCGAAGGUGAGGUGAUCGGAACCAACCUUCUUCAAGCCAUUAAGAACAGUAAGAUCUCGAUCCCGAUUAUUUCUCAGAACUAUGCUUCAAGCAAAUGGUGCCUUCAAGAGCUCGUUGAGAUGAUGGAGUGCAUGAAGAGCGUCAGACACAUUGUCUUGCCCGUAUUUUACCGGGUUAAACCGGCCCAUGUGCGACACCAAAAAGAAAGCUUUGGAAAGAAUUUUUCCCAUUUGAGUAGGAAGUAUAUAAAAGAAGAUGCCGACAAAUGGAAACAAGCACUCCAAGAAGUGGCUUCCCUUAAGGGAUGGGAAUCGGAGAAAACUGCCAAUGGCCACGAAGGAGAAUUGGUUAAAAUCGUUGUCAGAAAAGUUUUGAGUGAGUCAAAGAAGGCUUUUCAGCUGGUUGUUCCUGAGCAGCUUGUCGGAAUCAAUAAUGCUGUGGAGGAUAUCUUGAGAUUGCUGGAUGAUAAACACGGUGCCACCCAAAUUGUUGGUAUUCAUGGAAUGGGGGGAAUCGGUAAGACAACUUUAGCUAAGGUCGUCUACAAUAAACUAUUCGACCAAUUUCAGCAUCAUAGUUUUAUUGCAGAUAUUCGAGAAUCCUUGCCAAGCAAGGGCAUUACAUAUUUGCAGGAUCAAUUAAAAUUUGAUAUACUGAAAGAGAAAGAUCAUGUGUUUAAUCAAGAUGAAGGAAUCAAGAUUAUGGAAUCUAGAUUUAAAUGUAAGAAAGUCUUAAUUCUUCUAGAUGAUGUGGAUGAUAACAAUCAGAUCAAAGCUUUGGUUGGGAAACGUGACUGGUUUGAGAUGGGAAGUAAGAUAAUAAUUACCACAAGAAUAAGAUCAGUUCUUGAUGAUGUUGGGGUGAACUGCAAGUAUGAACUCAAAGAAAUUGCGGAGGAUAAGUCCUUGAUCUUGUUCAGUAGACAUGCCUUUAGGAGGGACUCUCCUCCGUGUGAAUUUGAAUCUCUCUCUCAUGCUAUUGUGUCCACUACUGGAGGGCUACCCUUAGCUCUCGAGGUUAUAGGUUCGUUUUUGUGUGGACGGAACCGAGCAUUUUGGCAAGAUGCAUUAAAGAAGUUACAGAAAGUACCACAUGAGAAAGUGCAAGAGAAAUUGAAGAUAAGUUACGAAGCAUUAAAUUAUGAGGAAAAACAGAUAUUUUUGGAUAUUGCCUAUCUCUUUAGUGGAUAUUCUUUUAAAUAUGCGUUCUACAUGUGGGAUGCUUGUAAUUUUUUUCCGAGUAUGGGGCUUGAAACAUUGAGUUUUAUGUCGCUAAUAAAAAUUGAAGAUGGAUUUUUGAAGAUGCAUGACCAACCGAGAGACCUUGGUUUGGAAAUUAUUCGUCAAGAAGAUUACCGUGCUCCUAUGAAUCGAAGUAGGCUGUACCUCCAUGAGAAAGAGUUGGAAAUAUUUAAGAGAAAUAAGGGAAUUGAAAAUCUUAACGUUCAGGCCCUUUGUCUCGAAGGAGAUAGCUCAAAGAGUGAAUUCACAACUGAACAAUUUGAGAAACUACCGAACUUAAGAUGUCUUGUGGUGACUAAUGCAAAACUGAUAGGAGAUUCCAAAAUCUUGCUUCCCAAGCUACGAAUCCUUUGGUGUUCCGAAUGUCCUGCAUCCGUGGCUACUAAAUUUCAUCUAGAGAAAUUAGUGGUACUUUCAUUACGGGGAAGUGACAUUUCAGAGCAUUGGGAAGGUUGGAGUUAUCUUGAGGUGGCGAAGGAAUUGAAAGUUCUAAAUCUUGCAAAUUCCCCUCGUUUAAGAGUUACUCCUGAUCUCUCGACCUUUCAACAUUUAGAGAUAUUAAUCCUCAAAGGAUGUGAUAAUCUAGAGCUAAUCCACCCUUCUAUUGGAGAAGCCAAGUGCCUCAAUGUUUUGAGUUUAUAUGGAUGUGUAAAACUCCGAGAGCUACCACAAGAAAUGGGUAAGUUGGAAGAACCGAAGGAACUUUACAUAAACCCGAUCGCUAUAGAGGAAAUUCCUCCGUGUAUAAGUUCUUUGAAAAAGCUGGAGAGUCUUUGUGCCGAAGAUUGCGAAUCAUUGGUUCAAAUUCCCGGCUCAAUUAGCCAUCUAGUAAAUUUGUCAAUCCUUGACCUAGCUAAUUGCUCAAAAUUAUGUAGAUUGCCGAGAGCAUCGGGUCCCUUGUGAACUUGCAAGAGCUACUCUUAAGCGAACGCAGCUUUUCAAGAGAUUUUCAUAUCCCUAACUCAAUUGGGAACUUGGAAUGGUUGACUACAUUAAAUUUGUCAUUUUUAAGCAUUUGUAAAUUGCCUAAAUCUAUUGGGGAUU
Molecule: messenger RNA, 2977 nt
Organism: Eucalyptus grandis
Lineage: Eukaryota; Viridiplantae; Streptophyta; Magnoliopsida; Myrtales; Myrtaceae
Product: disease resistance protein RUN1-like
Exons: 5
Coding region: 119-2836 (905 amino acids)
Biological process (GO): defense response; signal transduction
Molecular function (GO): ADP binding
Source: RefSeq, a predicted model, not a curated record